Rhododendron vialii is the source of this 825-nucleotide messenger RNA. Its product is annotated as putative pentatricopeptide repeat-containing protein At1g12700, mitochondrial. The record is from RefSeq and is a predicted model, not a curated record. The transcript has a single exon. Bases 1 to 825 code for a protein of 274 amino acids. NCBI's taxonomy places the organism in Eukaryota, Viridiplantae, Streptophyta, Magnoliopsida, Ericales, Ericaceae. Gene Ontology annotation, molecular function: protein binding.
AUGUCUCAGGUUGGCGUCCUCUCUGCAAUCACUCCCAUGGACUCUUCCAAUCUCCCGAAAGGUAAUCUUCUCUCUCUACGUCCAUACCCUUCUCAGGUUGUUUCCUUCCGUCCUCAUUCUCACACUAGAAACCCUAGCUCUCCAACCACGAGUCCAGAAAUACGCCCACCACAGCCGAGAAAAAAGAGCUCCGUCAACCCCGACGGGUUCCAGGGAGCUCGCGAGCUUCUCAAUCGGAUUCCCCGAACGCGACCUUUUCCGCCCAUUUUCAACAUCAACACGGCGUUAGGGACUCUUGCGAAAAGGUGUCAUUACGCGGAGGCUCUUUCUCAUUUCGGAAACUUGCAGUCGCAAGGCGUUCGUGUAAAUUUCUAUACAUUGAGCAUUGCAAUUAACUGUUACUGUCACGUGAAUCGAGUUGGUUUCGGGUUCUCUCUGUUAGGCGGCCUCUUCAAACGCGGUUAUAAGCCUCAUGUUGCUAUCUUUAACACCCUGUUACGAGGGCUUAUUUCAGAAGAUAAAGCUGCUGAGGCCGUGGAGUUAUUCGAGAAGUUAAUGAGGAGGAGAGAGAUUGAACCCAACGAGGUUACGUAUGGGACGAUUAUUAUUGGGCUCUGCAAGAAGAGAAACACGGGAGCUGCUGUUCGGUGGCUUAGGAUCAUGGAAGAGGGAAGUUGUAAACCAAACACGGUAGUGUAUAACACGAUCAUUGACGGUCAUUGCAAGGAUGGAAUGGUGGAUGAUGCUUUGAGCCUUUUUUGCCAAAUGAAAGAGAAAGGGGUUCACCCAGAUGUUGUUACUUAUAGCUCUUUGAUUCAUGGCUGA